AUGCCUUUCCUUGAUGUGAGAGGCAAGAAGCUGUUCUACGCUCGCGUAGACGCUGAGACAGAGCCCAAGGCCUCUGGCCCAGUACUGGUUUUCAUCCAUGGCCUGGGAUCAUCUCAUUCGUUUUACAUACCUGUGAUGCACGGUCUUGCAGCCGCUGGAUAUAGCUCAGUUGCCUUGGAUGUCUAUGGAAGUGGCCAAUCCGAGUUAUCACCCGGAGUCGAAGCUCCCACAUUCGAAACUAUUGCUAGUGAUGUCGAAGAGCUACUGAAAGGGCUCAACAUUCCCUCUGAAAAUGCUGUUGCUGCUGGGCACUCGAUGGGUGGUAUCAUUGUGCCAAUCCUAGCCUCCAAGUGUCGUCUACGCGGAGCUGUCCUUAUUGGACCUGUGUUACCCAAGCCUGCAAUGGCAGAUAUCUUCAAUGCUCGUAUUGAGACAGUCAAGAAAGAGGGCAUGGAGCCAAUGGCCAAAACUAUCCCUUUCGCUGCCACGGGUUCAAAAGCGACCCUGACUCAAAAAGCGUUUAUCAGGACUCUCUUACUAUCUCAGAAACCAGAUGGUUACAAUGCGUUGUGCCAGGCCAUUGCAAAGGCGGAGCUGCCUGAGUAUUCCAGCCUCGACUGUCCAGUGAUGGUCCUAGCUGGCGAGGAGGAUAAAACAAGUCCUGUGCCUGAUGCGCAUAAAAUUAUGAACGACUGGCGGCCCGCGGCCUCAAUCAAUCAGUCCGUCUUCACACGAUCAAUUCCAAUGCCUACCAGGAGGGUCCGAGACUGCGAGAGAAGACGUUGCGCCGAAGCUUGCGAGAGCUGUAAACGUCGCAAGCAAAGAUGCGACGGUCGACGCCCCUGUGCUCGCUGCAUCAAGCGAGGUCUCAGUCAUGAAUGUCGGGAGUCCGCUUCAGUGUCGGGUCUUGGUGCUCGUCGCAUCGUUGCUUCAUCACUGCCGAGCCCAGACCCUGAAAGAUUGAGUAACAUCACGGAACAACAUACACCAGCUGGUAGUAUCACCGUUGGGUCCAGAUCAGGAUUGACGUCGGCGGAGGAGACCUAUGUUGACGAUCAGACCUCUUCGUCGCUGCAAUUGCUGUCGGAUACACAACCUGAACGGCUCCCUCGGAUGUCACGUCUUGUGCAGGACACAAGAGGUGAAUACAUGUUCAUUGGCGACUCAGCGACACUUUCCUUUCUACAAAAUAUCCGGAGAAUCGUUCGUCGUAGCAUAGGAGACUGUGCACUCGUCGACGAUCCACUGAGACAUGGAAUCGUCGAAUCAUCGCCUGAAACACGGCGAGGAUGGAUUCUAUCCAGCGCUCAGAAUCCUCCUCCACAACAAACAGAACAGGAAGUUGAUUACCUUGUGAAGUGGUACAUGCAAUCGACCAAUUGCAUGCUGCUACUAUUCGACCAAAAGCAACUCCACCAUGACAUUCACAAGUGGAUAGAUGAUGGCCAAAACAUUUCCGAUUCAGCGAGCUCUGUAUAUUUUCUUGUGUUCGCCAUUGGUGCGCAAACUGGGCCAGAAGACAAGGACGACCAGGCUGAAACCUUCUUUAACUACGCUCGAUACUUGACAGUCGAGACAUUGAUAGAAGAGCCAGGAAUUGUCACUAUCCAAGCGUUGGUCCUCAUCGCCAUGUAUCUCUUGGGUGCAUCUCGCCGAAACGCAGCGUUCAUGUACCUCGGCAUGGGUGUACGAGCUGCGUAUGCAAUCGGGUUGCAUCGUCAUGAUAUUUCUUCCCUAUUUUCCCCAACCGAAGCACGUACGCGAGAGCAGCUUUGGAAAGGCAUCCGUAUUCUUGACUUGUUCAUGAGUGCAUCACUCGGCCGACCUCCUUCGACGUCUGAGUUGCGCGACACAACGAACCCACAAAACUACUCCGCUUGUAACGACCUGUCAAUGAUCUUCGAAUCCAUUCUCACAGAUGUCUACGCCAAAAGAAUGAUCACUCCGGAAAUACUGGAGCGUAUCAGUAAGCAGCUCCGAAGAUGGACCUCGCAGUGCGGCGAAGGUUUGGCUGUUGAUGGGAUUGAGCAGGAGGAAUUGAUCAAGGAUGAGAGUGGCGAGGAACAGCCAAACAUCGGACUCAUGCACCUCAAGUUGACGGGACAUUGGAGCAUCAUGCUACUGUCGCUUCCCUUUCUACACAAGGCAGUUUCUCAACAUGUUGAAGAAGCAGAGCAGUCGUCCAACGCAUCUACUAAGCGUUCCUCAUCAUCGAACGAGGUACUCGUCCACUCCUGUCUUGAAUCAGCCGUACGCACAGUCGACCUCCUACAACCCCUUCUCAAAGUAAGGACCAUUCCAAAGCGGUUACCAAUAGUUGGAAACUCAGCAUUCGUGUCUGGGUUAGUACUCGGAGCAGCCAUAUUUGGCGAUUUUGACAACUCUUUCCCGCUUGAGAAGAGUCUUCACGCCGCAAGAAGUGUUCUUGAGCAUCUAGCCCGCUACGAUGCUGUAGCCAAACGCCAUCUCAUGAUCCUAGAUCAUCUCCAAGGAGCAUGCGAGAUUUACAUGGACAACAGGGCCAGGUUACGGAUGGAGCGACAAGGCCAUUUAGUCAACGGUCUCUUUGGCAGUAUCCACACUAUAGGGAAAUCACCAUUGCGUGAGUCUCAUCAGCCAGAGAUGAAUUUCCGAAUAGCGCCAUCUGAGGGACUACAAACACAGCCUCAGACACCCGGGCCUGGUCAAGUACCAAACCAAGAAGUGUCGAGUGAACAACAAGACUUUACCAUAGAAGGAGGAGAGCAGUCGGGGAUUGACGUUGGAGACGUGACCGAUGCUUUUCUGGGGAUCUCGCCAAAUAUGCUUUGGUUUGACUCUUUUGAUACGACAAUGUCGUUGUUUCCGAUUGUCGAUACACAAACAAUGGGUGACGAUUUAACGUGA
Messenger RNA from Fusarium pseudograminearum CS3096, 2886 nucleotides. RefSeq lists its product as uncharacterized. Gene Ontology annotation, molecular function: zinc ion binding; DNA-binding transcription factor activity, RNA polymerase II-specific; RNA polymerase II cis-regulatory region sequence-specific DNA binding. The transcript has 4 exons. NCBI's taxonomy places the organism in Eukaryota, Fungi, Ascomycota, Sordariomycetes, Hypocreales, Nectriaceae. Gene Ontology annotation, cellular component: nucleus. The record is from RefSeq and is a predicted model, not a curated record. Gene Ontology annotation, biological process: positive regulation of transcription from RNA polymerase II promoter by galactose; DNA-templated transcription. Bases 1 to 2886 code for a protein of 961 amino acids.